Molecule: messenger RNA, 1542 nt
Organism: Adineta steineri
Lineage: Eukaryota; Metazoa; Rotifera; Eurotatoria; Adinetida; Adinetidae
Source: the annotation of a GenBank genome assembly
AUGAUGAUGCCCGGUUUUUGGGACGGUGGACAAACGUGGAAAGUUCGCUUUGCUCCUACUGUUGUUGGUAUUUGGACAUACAAGACAAAAGCCACUGAUAUAGGUCUUAAUAAUCAGACUGGUUCUAUUAUGUGCACUGCGUAUACAGGAUUGUUACCAAUCUAUCAGCAUGGAUUUUUAAAGCCUAGUACAAAUAACAGAUAUUUAACGUAUGCUGAUGGAAAACCAUUCUAUUGGUUAGGAGAUACACAUUGGUCUGGUUUUAAUAUUGCAGAACGAUUUAAUGAAUCAAAUGAUGCACGUUUUAGUUCAAUGUUUAAAGGAUUAAUUGAUCGACGUAAAGAGCAAGGUUUCACUGUAUGGAAAGCCGAGACAUUUGCUAAUAACAAUGAACAAGGUAAUCCACCAUAUAAUGAAGGUGGAGCAGCAUGGGGUGACGGUAGAUUUUUUAUAGAUUUAAAUACAAAAUUUUGGCAAAAUAUUGAUCAACGUAUUCAAUAUUUAGCAAAUAAAGGAAUGGUAAUUGCAAUGGCACAAGGCAUUGGUCGUAGUAUGAAAAAUUCUUCCGUUGAAUCAGACCAUAAACGAUUAGCACGUUACAUACUUGCACGAUAUGGUGGCUAUCCUACUGUAUGGAUGACUGCACAGGAAUAUAAUGAUGAAUAUGCUGGAGCAUGUGGUACAUGCUGGGCAAGCGUUGCUGCUUAUGUAUUUGAUCUUGAUCCAUAUAAACGAGCAAAUAGUAUGCAUAAUGCAGCAACAAAUCCUAUUGCAUAUCACGAUCAGUCAUGGUAUGGAUUUGUCACUCUUCAACAAGCUCAUAAUCGAGUGAAUUCAGUGGAUUAUUGGCUUGCACAAUAUAAUGCUAUUCCAGCACGACCCAUUCUUGAAGAUGAAGCUAAUUAUGAAGAUAUAAUUCCACCUUACGGUGGUGGAACAGUUACACCAAAAUGGAAAACUCGACAAAGUGCAUGGCAAUCACAAAUUGCAGGAACAUUUGGUUUUACUUAUGGUGCACAAGGAAUCUGGUGGGGUUGUUAUACAAUAGAAGAUUUAAGUUUUAAUUGUGGUAGAGGUAGUGAUACACGAGCGUGGAAUAUUGCUAUUGAUUUUCCUGUGGGCGAACAAAUGUCUUUUAUGGCACGUUUUUGGACAUCAUUUGAUUGGUGGACAUUGAGUCCUGAUCAAAAUGCUAUUUAUUGGAUAUCUGCACCGACUGAUACUCAAAGACCAUAUCAAAAAACGGAUGGUAAUAAUCGUACAUUAGUAAUUGCAUAUUUACCAUUACAAUUGAACGGUACUGUUUAUAAUGGAACAGUUAGAAAUUUGUCCCCGACUAGUAUAUAUAUAUCUCAAUGGUUUAAUCCACGCAAUGGUACCUAUUCAGUUAUAGAUGAAGGUUGGAUCCCAUCAAAGGCUGGAUCAUGGAACAUACCUACUCAACCUACUUCUACUGAUGACUGGGUAUUAAUGAUUCAACGUAUAAAUGACACAAAUACAUCGCCUAACCUGAUAGUGAAUAUGAAGACAAAUAUUCUCUAA